Molecule: messenger RNA, 1219 nt
Organism: Gopherus flavomarginatus (Mexican gopher tortoise)
Lineage: Eukaryota; Metazoa; Chordata; Testudines; Testudinidae
Gene: PLA2G12B
Product: phospholipase A2 group XIIB
Exons: 4
Coding region: 112-711 (199 amino acids)
Biological process (GO): lipid catabolic process; phospholipid metabolic process; arachidonate secretion
Cellular component (GO): extracellular region
Molecular function (GO): calcium ion binding; A2-type glycerophospholipase activity
Source: RefSeq, a predicted model, not a curated record
GAGAGGAGUAUUCAUGCCCUGUACUCGAAACAACCCAGUCUCACUUCCAUCUCACUACAUGCCUGUGCAUUAGAGUUUCGGGAGCCUGGAUUUGUUUGGUCUGACAGCAGGAUGAAGCAGGUUGUCAAGACAGUGGUUCUGUGCCUGGCCCUGAGUCUAGGAAGAUGCAAUGAAGAAGUAACCCCAGUCAACCAAGCUGCCCCAGAGGAAUCAUCCUUAGCAGACUGGGGCAUUGGGACUAUCAGAGAUGGCUUUGAAACCAUUAAUGGCUAUUUUGACUCUUUUUUAGAGCUGCUAGGAGGAAAAAAUGGGAUUUGUCAGUACAGAUGUAGAUAUGGAAAGGCUCCAAUGCCCAGACUGAACUACAAGCCACAAGAGCCCAAUGGCUGCAGCUCCUACUUCCUUGGUCUCAAGGUACCAGAAAGUUUGGAUUUAGGCAUUCCUGCCAUGACUAAGUGCUGUAACCAGCUGGAUGUUUGUUAUGAUACCUGUGGAGCCAACAAAUACCGCUGUGAUGCUAAGUUCCGCUGGUGUCUCCACUCCAUCUGCUCAGACCUCAAACGGAGUCUUGGUUUUGUCUCCAAGGUUGAAGCUUGUGAAUCUGUAGCAGAUACAGUGUUUAACACUGUCUGGACUCUGGGCUGCCGACCCUUCAUGAACAGCCAAAGAAGUGCCUGCAUUUGUAAUGAGGAAGAGAAAGAGGAACUUUGAAGAGCACAGCCCUCUGGCCAGAGAUGACCUCAUGCAUUCCAUCUCUGUUGCAGCUUUUUAGCAAGCCAUUUUCCAUCAGCCCUCUGAACUGAAGAAGUUAUGAUCGUAUGGGGCAGGAGGAGCAGAUUUUUGCACUGUGUAUAAUGCAUCAGUUACAGCUUUGGGGUGGAGGGGUGCUGUCAGAGGCAGUGACAACUACUGCCCACCUCAGCUCCAAUCUAACAGCCCCAUCUCUUUCCAGGUGUAUCACUGUGGGUUAUUUUAAUGCCAAUUUUCUAUUGAGACCAAUUAAGAUGAGCAAACAGAAUGCAAUGCAGACAGUAAUAAGUAGUUUCUGCAGCAGAUACACACGUGUAUAACAACUUCCUGUCCCUGAAUCACUGAUACACCCCGAAAAACAAGUUUUCCCACUAGCCAUCAAAGUUCCAGUCAUUAGUUACAUCUUUUAAAUAAAUUAUUCAAACACAGGAGAUGGGCUGAGCUACAAUAUUGGGGCAGGGGGGUAUAG